Messenger RNA from Bufo gargarizans (Asiatic toad), 4006 nucleotides. Its product is annotated as zinc finger protein 665-like. The record is from RefSeq and is a predicted model, not a curated record. Gene Ontology annotation, biological process: regulation of transcription by RNA polymerase II. Gene Ontology annotation, molecular function: DNA-binding transcription factor activity, RNA polymerase II-specific; RNA polymerase II cis-regulatory region sequence-specific DNA binding. Lineage: Eukaryota; Metazoa; Chordata; Amphibia; Anura; Bufonidae. The transcript has 9 exons. Bases 74 to 3142 code for a protein of 1022 amino acids.
GUUGACGUCAUCACAGGUCCUUCAGCUCAUCUUUCUGUCCAUGGAGGAGUGAGAGUUCUGAGGAGCAGUCAGGAUGGAGGAUCCCCUCACAUCAGCAGAUGGAUCCAGAAGGAGAAAUCCACCAGAGAGAUGUCCCCAUCCUCUGUAUUCCCAGGACUGUCCAGAGGAGAAGCUCCCGGAGAACCAUCAGAUGACAAAUCACCGGGAAGAUCUGACUAUUAUUAAAGUCGAGGAUGAAGAAGAGCGGAUGAUGAGCGAUCCCCCGUGUAAGAGUGGGGUGGAGGAGGACAUUCCAGUACGUGUGACCACAGAUGGAUCCGGGAGGAGAAAUCCCCCCGAGAGAUGUCCCCGUCCUCUGUAUUCCCAGGACUGUCCAGAGGAGGAGCUCCCAGAGAACCAUCAGAUGACAAAUCAGGGGGAAGAUCUGACUGAUAUUAAAGUGGAGGAUGAAGAAAAGUGGAUGAUUGGCGAUCCCCAGUGUAAGAGUGAGGUGGAGGAGGACAUUCCAGUCCAUGUGACCACAGAAAAUCUCAGUAGGAACUCUGAUGGAAACUUAAUCUUAAAGCUAGAUUUUAAAGUAGAAGAUGAAGAUCUCAUGCAGUGCUCUUCACAAGAAAACCUUAUUACCAUAAAUGUACAUCCUGGACUUCACAGUACAGAUCUGUCAUAUCUGCCUAUAUGUGAGGAACCCUCUCCUGACCAAUUACAGAUUGGUGCCACAACUACAAAUCAGACAGAAGAAAAAAGUUUUCAGUGCAACGAAUGUGGUAAACAGUUUGCAUACCACUCAAGUCUUGAUACACACAGAAGAAUUCACAUAGGAGAGAAACCAUACUCCUGCUCAGAAUGUGGGAAAUAUUUUACCCGUAAAACAGGCCUUGAUAAACACAUGAGAAUUCACACAGGAGUGAGGCCAUAUUCAUGUUUAGAAUGCGGGAAAUGUUUUAAAAAUAAAUCACAUCUUGUUGUACAUGAGAGAAUUCACACAGGAGAGAAGCCAUAUUCAUGUUCAGAAUGUGGGAAAUGUUUUUCAAAUAAACCACAUCUUAUUAAACAUGAGAGAAGUCACACAGGAGAGAUGCCGUAUUCAUGUUCAGAAUGUGGGAAACGUUUUAGAAAUAAAUCAAGUCUUGUUGUACAUGAAAGAAGUCACACAGGAGAGAAGCCGUAUUCAUGUUCAGAAUGUGGGAAACGUUUUGCAGGUAAAUCAAGUCUUAUUGCCCAUCGGAAAACUCACACAGGAGAGAAGCCAUACACAUGUUCUGAAUGUGGAAAAUGUUUUACUGAAAAAUCACAACUUGCUAGACAUGAGAGAAAUCACACAGGAGAGAAGCCGUAUUCAUGUUCAGAAUGUGGGAAAUGUUUUACAAAUAAAUUAAAUUUGGUUAUACAUGAGAAAAAUCACAAGGGAGAGAGAAUGUAUUCAUGUUCAGAAUGUGGGAGAUAUCUUUCAGAUAAAUCAAGUCUUCUUAGACAUGAGAGACUUCACACAGGAGAGAAGCCUUAUUCAUGUUCAAAAUGUGGGAUAUGUUUUAUUUCUCAAGCCAGCCUAAAGCAUCAUCAGAAAAGUCACACAGGGGAGAACCAUCUGGGCCUCAUCCUGGCCACGUCCACCCAGAUUCCUCAUCUGGCCCUGAUCCUGGCCAUGUCCGCCCACGUCAGCCAUCUGGACCUCAUCCUGGCCACGUCCGCCCAGGUCAAUUAUAUGGCCCUGAUCCUGCCCAUGUCCAACCAGGUCAAUCAUAUGGGCCUGAUCCUGGGCAGGUUCGCCAAGUCCUGCAGUCAUAGAGGGGUAAUAGAUUGUGGGGGUCUCUUAUGUGGAUCUGUUAGAUUUCCCACCUGUCUGCUGUAUUGUACUGAAUUGUUACAGAUGACAAAUCAGUGGGAAGAUCUGACUAUUAUUAAAGUCGAGGAUGAAGAAGAGCGGAUGAUGGGCGAUCCCCCGUGUAGGAGUGAGGUGGAGGAGGACAUUCCAGAAAAUGUCAUCACAGAAAACCCCAGUAACGAUUGUGAGGAAAGCUUGAUGUUAUCACUAAAUUAUAAAGAAGAAGAUGAAGAUGUCAUGCAGUGCUCUUCUGGAGAAAGCAUGAUUUCUUGUAACAUACAACCUCACAGUCCAGAUCUAUCAUAUAAUCCUGCUAAGCAUGAGGAACCUUCUUCUGACCAAUCACAGUUUGCUACCACAAGUCCAGAUCAGAAAGAAGAAAAAAGGUUUAAAUGCUGGGAUUGUGGAAAACAGUUUCCAUACCACUCAGGUCUUUUUAUACACAGAAGAACUCACACAGGAGAGAAGCCGUAUUCCUGUUCAGAAUGUGGGAAAUGCUUUACCCGUAAAACAGGCCUUGAUAAGCACAAGAGAAUUCACACAGGAGUAAGGCCAUAUUUAUGUCCAGAAUGUGGGAAAUGUUUUACAGACAAACCAAGUCUUGUUACACAUGAGAAAAUUCACACAAGGCAGAAGCCACAUCCAUGUUCCGAAUGUGGGAAAUGUUUCGCAAGUAAAUCACAUCUUGUUACACACGAGAGAAUUCACACAGGAGAGAGGCCGUAUUCAUGUUCAGUGUGUGGAAAAUGUUUUACAAAUAAAUCACAUCUUGUCAUACAUGAGAGAAUUCACACAGGAGAGAAGCCGUAUUCCUGUUCAGAAUGUGGAAAACAUUUUGCAGAUAAAUCAAGCCAUUCUGCACAUCAGAAAAUUCACACCGGAGAGAAGCCAUACACAUGUUCUGAAUGUGGAAAGAGUUUUAUGCAGAAAUCGCAACUUGCUAGACAUGCAAGAAUUCACACAGGGGAGAAGCCGUAUUCCUGUUCAGAAUGUGGAAAAUGUUUUACUAAUAAGUUAAACUUGAUUAUACAUGAGAAGAAUCAUAAAGGAGAGAGGAUGUAUUCGUGUUCAGAAUGUGGGAGAUAUUUUACAGAUAAAUCAAGUCUUGUUAAACAUCAUAGAAUUCACACAGGAGAGAAACCAUAUUCAUGUUCGGUAUGUGGGAAACGUUUUACAGAUAAAUCAACUCUUAUUAGACAUCAGAGAAUCCAUACAGGCGAGAAGCCGUAUUCAUGUUCAGAAUGUGGAAAAUGUUUCACAGAUAAAUCGGAUCUUAUUAGACAUGAGAGAAUUCACACAGGGGUGAAGUCAUUUUGAUGUAGUGAAGAAGAAUUUUCCACCUGGACCUUGCUUCUUCUAACUGUAUUCAUACCUCCACCCACAUGGCAGGACAAUCCAGAGGGUUAUAGUGGAAAUGAAAGGACACUGUCCGAUUUUUUUUCUUUUCUCGAUUAUUUUUUACAUGUGGCCAUAUCAGUAUUUGAUCUUUGUUCAAGCAGUAAUAAAUGCAACAGAAUUAAAGAAAAUAAUUGAAUUUGCAGUAACUGGGUAAACAAAAAAAAAAAUCCACAGAUGCUCCAUUUCAUUCUGUGUCUCAAAAACCUGAUAGUUAUAUAGGUUGAAUAAAGAAACAGGUCUAUCUAGUCCAAAGUAGAGGAAUUCAAAAACUCCUCUGAGGUGGUUGCCAACUGCCCAAAAUUAGAGGAAAAAUUUCCUUCCCGAAUCCAAUUUCACUAUGAUAACCAGAAUAAAUCUUUGGAUCAACGUCCCUUCUCCAAAAAUCCAUUGUCCAUAACCGGCAAUAUUUUCACGUUCAAGAAAGACACCCAGACGUCUUGAAUCAACCAUACCAGCAUCCUGUGGCAGAGAGUUUUGUAGUCUCACUCCUACAUGCCUAUGCAUGACCAAUAUGGUGACUACUUUGUGUCCCUGGAGGGAGCAGUCACCUGGCAGCCACGACAGAAUUAUUGGACAUAGAUAAGAUAUGUGUCUGUUGUGUCUUUUUUUUUUUCUUUUAUUUAUUCAGAUUUUAGGGACUCCUAAGCGAAUAAGGACCCUUGUCGUGAGUUGCAAGCUUUUAAGUAUUUUGUCUGAAAUGCAGAAUCUGUCACACUUCUCUAGCAUUUAUGCCAAAGUGCUAACCAAAACCUGCUUUAUACACUCAUUGACAAAUAAAAAAAU